GCGAUUAUAUCCCUGUAAUCCCUCAUUCCCCUCCUGCCGUGGAAUGUUUUGCUAGUGGUGGGUUGGUCUGAUGCCAAGGCGUCAUCUCUCGAUUCAAAUCUGGCUCUGAUGAUAAUUCCGUGCCUUUUCAGGUAGUGUUCGGUGCCACGUCUCGGCCACUGCGAGGGAAGGGGAAAGCAAGAGGAGGAGGAGGAGUAGGGAGGAGAGAGGGAGGGGAGUCAGCUUAUGGAGCGGAGUCGCAUUGUAGAGCAAUGGAAGAUGAGUCUGCACCCUCGGGUGCGUCGGAGGCGGCGGCUUGACAGCGCCCCAGCAUGGUGAUUCGGCAGCAUGACAGAGCUCCGUCGUUGGAACAUUGCUGCGCCCUGCCACGCCCCAGAGUUGCGGCGAUUCCAUUGUCUGCGCAAGCCGGCGAGAGCUUUUCCCUGGAUGUCAUGGCAGGGAAUUAGGGUUGGCUAUGGCUCCAGCGAGGGGAAUGUAGUGUUGAGGUUAGGCAUUCGGGGAGAGUCCCCGGACGUGCAGUGCUUCGGUACAAGGAAUGCACGUUCGUUGCAAAGGGAAUUCGCGGGUGUGAGAUUAGGACAUUUGGGGAAUCGCCAUGAGGGCACCGGGUUGGGGAGAAUUUCCCGCAUGGGUCGUGUUUGUAUGGCCGGAGCAAGUUUCCCUGGACAUGAAUUCAGGUCCUGUCGAGCAGGUUGGAAGGGCUCCCGGAGACCUGUGGCAAGUGGUGCGAUUGGAGACGGUCUUAGAUCCUGGUUUCGUAAGUUCCUCUUUGAGACCAUUGAGACUUCGGAUAUGGACAUCGAUUCUGAUAUCGCCGAUGAGCUGGAAGUUCCCGAGGUGAAAGAGGACGGGGCGAUAGAAUUUGAAAGAAGGACAGAUGUGGCGCCUGAAGGGGACGAGGUGGACGCCAUGCUUGAGGACGACGCACGGUUCUUCAGGUGGAAGAUGAGGAAUGAGGUACGCAGUGAGCUUCGUGACCUUCAGGAUUCGGGACGUGAUCCAGAUGGCAAGGAUUGGGAGGAUUGGCUCGACGAUAGCUGGAAUCAGUAUCAGGAUAACCUGGCCGGAAGAGACGAUGGGUGGUACCAGGCAUCCUCCAAUUGGGAGAAGGAUGGGGUUCCAAGGGAUGCUCCUUCCAAGCCUGAGCGCGGGAUGAAGAGGACAAUAAAGGAGCUCUUCUUUCGAAUUUUUGAGCCUGAGGAGGAAGUAGUGGACGACCUCCAAUUUGAGGAGCGGGUUUUUAGGUUCACUUCUCGGACUACUGCUAAAUUUGUCGGAGUUCUUAUUAUUGUGCCGUGGAUCACAGAUUUUCUCGUUCACGAUUUUGUGUUGGUUCCAUUUUUAGAUACGUACGUGGAAAAAGUUCCACUAGCUGCCCAGGUUUUCGAUGUGAGGGAAUCUCAGAAACUGAAAAUGAUUGAGUCAAUCAAGUUAGAACGUCAGCGUCUUCGGUUUGAGGCUGAGAUUGGCAAAGCACCUCCUCUUUCCGAUGACGAGCUGUCCGAGCACAUUCGCGAGGAAGCGUUAGAACUUCGAGAGGAAUAUAGACGGGAGAAUAGGCAGGCUUUCGCCUCCAUCUGGUCGGACUUUGCUGCAGGGUUGACCAUCUUGCUGUUGUUAAUACUCAACCCUAAACAGGUUGCAAUUAUGCAGUUGACAGGUGAACGGUUGUUCACGAACAUCUCAGAUACUGGGAAGGCUUUUAUUAUAAUUCUUCUCACAGAUAUAUUUCUUGGGUAUCAUUCAGAAUCGGGUUGGGAGACUGUGUCUGAGAUGGUUUUAGAACAUUACGGAUUUGAAGUUUCUCAAGCGGCCAUUUACACAUUUGUAGCCAUUGUUCCUGUCACAAUCGAUGCAUGCUUCAAGCUUUGGGUAUUCAAAUUCUUCAGAAAUCUUUCUCCUUCCGCAAGUGCAACAUUUCGGGAGAUGCAACGGCAUUGAAGUAUUUGUACUUUAUGAAAACAUCAAAUCUUUUUUCGUUACAUUUGCCCUGGUCUCUGUAGCUGCGCUGAUGACCAGCAAGAGGGCACUAGAAAAUGAGUUUCUUGAUCCUUGGUUCCUAUUUAGAAGUCCUUCAGGAACUGAGGAUGGGUGGGAGGCAAUCGUUAUAGGACAUUUAACUUAUUGUCAACCUAGACGUCUGAUGUCUUGGUUUAUCGGGUUUCAAGACUCAAAGAAACACAGCUUUGGUGUCUAUUGAGACACUGCAGGUGUGCUCACGAGCGUCUGAGUUGCAUAUUCUCUCAAUGAAGGAUUUUUUGUCUGUUGAAGAUAUAUUUUGCGUGUCCUGUUGAAGGAUGAAUCUGUCAGAGAUUCUUUGUAUCAUAUUUUCUGAUGUUUUCAAAUAAAAAUGGUGCAGAUUUUGCACAUCUGUUCUUUUUA
Molecule: messenger RNA, 2382 nt
Organism: Physcomitrium patens
Lineage: Eukaryota; Viridiplantae; Streptophyta; Bryopsida; Funariales; Funariaceae
Product: protein DAY-LENGTH-DEPENDENT DELAYED-GREENING 1, chloroplastic
Cellular component (GO): membrane
Source: RefSeq, a predicted model, not a curated record